Molecule: messenger RNA, 1882 nt
Organism: Nothobranchius furzeri (turquoise killifish)
Lineage: Eukaryota; Metazoa; Chordata; Actinopteri; Cyprinodontiformes; Nothobranchiidae
Product: trace amine-associated receptor 1-like
Biological process (GO): G protein-coupled receptor signaling pathway, coupled to cyclic nucleotide second messenger; chemical synaptic transmission
Cellular component (GO): plasma membrane; dendrite
Molecular function (GO): G protein-coupled serotonin receptor activity; neurotransmitter receptor activity
Source: RefSeq, a predicted model, not a curated record
AUGGGCUGAAUGCUCUUGCCAUGCUCUCCAUAGAAAAAAAGCUUGUCACAAACAUUCCUGACUUCAAUAAAAAGCUCAUUGAGAGCUUUGCCACUCAGAAGGACAGAAGGGCAAAAUUUCUGUACAAAUGAGGUAUCACACACACACACACACACACACACACGCACAAAUGCAUCCACUUGAUCUUUGUAUAAAGUUGACCGUGGCACAACACUCCAGAAAUAUUUAACAGUGUAAAUUUCUGGCAUUUUGUCUAAGUAGUGUUUACUACCAUUACUGUAACAGUGACCUGCUCAUAAUUUUUCGUGUUCACUCAAAUGAUGAAAUUAAACAAAAUGUUUUUGUUACUUGCCUCUUGCAUAGCCUAUUUACCAUUUAUGGUCAUGUUAUUUUAUGUGCAAUUUAAUGCAGUAUUUUUCAACCUUGGUCCGCAAGGCAGCGUGCCAAUAGUCAGACACACCUGGAUUAAUCAGUUUGUCCAAUGAUGUAAGACAGGAAAUAAAAGAGCUGUGCUUAAUUCAGGAAAUAGUGGAGUUGUGCACAAAGCUCAGAAAGCACAAGUUUGUUUAAAAAUAAAAAAUAGCACAGCCCCACCAAAAAUAUUUUUCACCAGCCGCUACUGAUACUCACAUAACGCAUGCUCAUUUGUGAUUAGAAUGAGCUAAGAUGUUGAUCUCAAUUCCUAUUGGACAACAAACAUGGUGGUGCCACUGGGUGUUGAGUAGGUUUUUAUAUGGUCUCAUGUAGUCCAGUGUGACAAGCAACAUAGAAGCACAGAGUUGCGUUGUUUUCUGUCUGUAGUUUCAUUCCUAAACCUUGUUUUGAACAGGUCAUCAUGGAGGACAUUACUCUAAACAAGACUGCUGUAUUUACCUUAAAUCCCUGCUCUUUAGUCGAUCCUUUCAGUUUUAAAUUAACCCCAACCAUUUCUGCUGUAUGUGUAAUGUUGUAUGGCUUCCUUACACUUUUGUCUUUUGUCACAGUGUGCGGGAAUCUCUUGGUAAUAAUCUCUGUGUUUUACUUCAAACAGCUCCACACUCCUACUAACUCCCUCAUUCUGUCUCUGGCUGUGGCUGACCUGCUUGUAGGGACUCUAGUGUUUCCCUUCAGCAUGGCAUUCUCUCUCAGCUCAUGUAUAUAUAAUGAUAGUUUAUUUUGUAAAGUUAGAGACAGCUUUGAUAUAUUACUCAGCACAUGCUCUAUUUCACACCUAUGCUGUAUUUCUAUUGACAGAUAUUAUGCCGUGUGUCAGCCACUAACAUAUAAAUCUAAAAUCAGCCACCGUGUUGUUGUCGUAAUGAUCACUGUAAGUUGGGGGCUUUCUGCUCUUCUUGCAAUUGCCAUGGUAUUAUCCAGACUAGAAGAAGGAUGUGAAGAAAUGUGUUUUGUUGAUGUAGUUGCGGCAAACACAGUUGCACCUAUAUUUGCUUAUUAUCUGCCAGUUAUUAUAAUACUUAGCAUGUAUCUGAAGAUUUUCCUUGUUGCACAGAAACAGGCACGGAGCAUCCAAACAGGGAUGAUGUGUGGAGCAACUGUCAGUAAGAUGGAAAGAAAGGCAACAAAAACUUUAGCUACAGUUCUGGGAGUCUUUCUUUUUUGUUGGACUCCUUUCUUUCUCUGUUUCACUUCUCUGCCUUUUACCCACAACCCAGGUCGAGUUCCUGUGAUUGAAACACUUAACUGGCUAGCUCUGUCAAAUUCAAUGCUAAAUCCAUUUAUCUAUGCGUUUUUUUACAGCUGGUUCAGGUCAGCUAUUAAAAUUAUUAUGUCUGGAAAAAUAUUACGAUGUGAUCUUACAAACACCAAAUUACAUUAAGUUACUCUGAGACACAAACUAUGGAAACAACUAGUAACAUUUCCAUGAAAGCAGACCUGAAUCAAU